AUGAUGACGCAGUACGAGGUGCAAGCCGCCCACUGGCUUCAGACGAUGAAGUCCCACCAGGAGGAGGGCUACCUCAAGGAAGUCUUCCCCAUCAUUUUCGACCUGGACAACUUGCCCAUGCUGCGGGAGAUCAGCGCCACUCAGCGCUUUGAGGAGAUCGGAUAUGUCCAGAACCACGAGGAGGACGGAGGCGGAGGCUUCCGGUGCCUCUACCACUGGGAGCUGGUCACUGCCUUCGAUGGCAGGGCGGCGGGGGACUUUGUGAGCCACCUGGAUGCCUUGGCCAAAGACUGCGCCGCCAAGGAGUGGCAGAUCAUGCACAUACUCUCAGUGACUGUGGCCAUCUUGGCCGUGAUCUCCAUCCUGCUCAUUGCCCGCAAAAUCCGGCGCUCCGUGCGCGUGAUCUCCGCCUUCCGCAGCUCCUCGGUGACCUGGGCGCAGCUCAGCGCCCAAGACAUCGCCUCGAUGCUCUCCAUCUGGUGGGCCAUGGCGCUCGCCUCCAACUUUGUUCAGCUGGUCGCGGCGGUGGAGUGCCUGCGAUUGCAGCCGGAGAUCGGGCACCGCUUCAUGUGGGUGGGCUUCAGCUGCUUCCUCACCUGGAUGAACAUGAUCCAGUACUUCGAGAGCUUCCCAAGUUACUUCAUCGCCUUCCACACCAUCGCCCACAGCGGCAUGAGGAUCCUGCAGCUCUUCUUCUCCGUUGCGCCGCUGCUCGACGAAAAUCGAAGAAACACGUGA
This is a messenger RNA of Effrenium voratum, 738 nucleotides long. NCBI's taxonomy places the organism in Eukaryota, Dinophyceae, Suessiales, Symbiodiniaceae. The record is from the annotation of a GenBank genome assembly.